Coregonus clupeaformis (lake whitefish) is the source of this 1791-nucleotide messenger RNA. RefSeq names its product transmembrane protein 199. Gene Ontology annotation, cellular component: endomembrane system. The record is from RefSeq and is a predicted model, not a curated record. The transcript has 6 exons. Gene Ontology annotation, biological process: vacuolar proton-transporting V-type ATPase complex assembly. Bases 416 to 1015 code for a protein of 199 amino acids. NCBI's taxonomy places the organism in Eukaryota, Metazoa, Chordata, Actinopteri, Salmoniformes, Salmonidae.
ACAAUUAUGUGGCUGCUUCCUCUUUCGGCUGUCGAAACUGCUGGCUAGUAAAAUUAACUAAACUCUCAUCGUUGUCGGACAACUUAAAAUGGGUAGUUGAUACGAUGAUUAGAUGAAUACUAAAUGUAUCAAUUUGUGAAGAAUUGGGAAUGGAUAAUCUGUAUAAACUGCCAACGUUUCCUCCUGAUCGUAGGUUUGCUAGGUAACGACGUUAGCUGCUAGCUAUCCUUGUAGCCAGAGCCUUCUCUGCUUAUAGUUAGAGCCUUCUCUGCUUGUAGCUAGCUAACGUUAGAUCAGCUGGCUAACUCUGCUCUGCCAGCUACGGGAGAACGUCAACUAGCUAAUCCAGCUACUUGUCAGCACAGUUCAUUGUAGCUAGCUACAUACAUUUGACAGUUCACGUUAUCUAAAGACAAUGGCGUCGUCAUUUGUGAUUGGAAACACAUUUCGAGAAAGGGUAAGAGACUUGCUGGAGAAGUAUGAGGCUUCAGUUCCAACAGAACUACAGAAAGAAUUGGCGGAUAUUCUUCAACAGGAACAACCAUCAACUCUGUCCUUCAGAACUGCAAGAAAACUUAAUAAAUGUCUGCAAGACAAUGGUCAACCUUUCUACCUUAAUGAGUUGUUGGAGGACAGCUCAUUGCACCUGCCUAAGGUUGAAACGCCACCCAGAAACCCUGUGCUUGUUGCUCGUCUGGAGCGAAUCAAAGCCAAGUUGGCCAAUGAAGAAUACAACAGGAUCACACGGAAUGUAAACACUCAGCAAAUUAAUCGUCGUGAAACACUGGCAGACUUUGGGAGAGAAGUGCGCUCAGCCAAAGCUGCUGUUGUGACGGUCUUAAACUUCCUAGUGACAGUGGCGGCGACGUUCGCUUGCGCCUAUCUCGGCAGUCAAUACCUCUUCACAGAGACAACGGCGAGGGUGAUAUCUGCAGUGAUCGCUGCGUCCGUAGUCGGCCUGGCAGAGCUGUAUGUUCUGGUACGAACCAUGGAGGGAGCGCUAGGAGAACCAUAGCACCAGUCAGUGUUCUUCUUAUCAACAAAACACAUUCCUGGAGAACAAUGACCUUAUCUGACUGACUAGUGGACUUCAAAACAGAAAUCAAAGGGGUUGAGUGGAAGUUGAUGUACAGCUUUGACAUAACCACGAAACUAUUGAUACGAAAACAGAUUAGUGUGAAGCUCUUGAAUGUGACCCAGAUGUAAAAGUUGUUUGUGCUUUACCAUCGCUGCUCUAUUAUGAUGAAGUUGACUCCAUGUUUCCCAACUCAUUUAUUUACUAAUGUGCACUAAACAAGUUGGGGUAUUUAGCUAUUUAUUUACAUCCAUUUUGCUUUUAUAGGGCCUGUUAAAAUGCCCCCAUUUUUAUUUUUUCCUUCAUAACAUUUGUUUGAUCAUUUCCUACAAGGAUGGAACAGGGAUUAUUUUCAUACAAUAGCUUAUUCAUACUGUACUUUACGCUCCUUCAGUGUGUCUGUGUAGUCAGUAUUGUUUGUUUGUCUAUUCACUCAAAUUAGCGCCCAUGUAAUUACAACCUCUGAGAUCAGUUUGGUUCAAUGUAAAAUAUAUAUAUAUAUAUAUAUUAUACAAACCCCCUCUAUGGUUAUGAUUGAAACCUUGAGUUGCUUCAUAACAAUUCUUGAUAAAUCCCUCUCUACCCUUACAUUGACCUUAUUAGCCCUGGUAAUAUUAGGGCUAUUCCAUGUUCUAUUGGAAAUAAAAUUGAUUAAGUUGUUUUUGUCCAUUGUACCUGUCAAUUUACAUUAAAUUGAGGCAAGUGGUAAACUUUGA